AGAUGAGCAGUCAAAACAGUGGUAUCACUGCCAGCCAGCAUUCCAACGUCGUCUGCAUGGCACGCUCGCAGGAGAUCGAUCUAACGGCACGCUUUUCUAAGCAAAUGGCGCAGCUUUGCAUGUCACCGGACUACUCGGAUGUAAUGUUCAUCGUGGAGAAGCAACGUAUACCGGCGCAUCGUGUCAUACUAGCCGCUCGAAGCGAAUACUUCCGUGCGCUGCUGUACGGUGGGAUGCAGGAAACGAAGCAGGACGAAAUCACACUUCACAUCCCACUGACUGCGUUUAAAUCGUUGCUGAAGUACAUCUACUCCGGCAGCAUGUCGCUGGUGAAUAUGAAGGAAGAGCAUUUGCUGGAUACCCUGGGGCUAGCGAAUCAGUACGGAUUUGCCGAUUUGGAGAUGGCCAUAUCGGAUUAUCUGCGGCAGGUGCUUUCGCUUAGCAAUGUUUGCGCUAUUUUAGAUGCAGCCCGAUUGUUUGCAUUGGACGGAUUGACCAGCGUGUGCUACACGUUUAUGGAUCGGAAUGCGGCGGAAAUUUUGCAGCACGAAUCAUUUCGCAACUUGUCACUGGAUUCGCUAAGUAGUUUGCUGAUGAGGGAUUCGCUGUUUGCAAGAGAGGUGGAAAUAUUUCAAGCUGUGUUCGAUUGGUGCCGAAGCAAUGCGGACAGCGUGGAAAAUGUGGAUGUAGUGGUUGAAAAGGUCCGAUUUGCGCUGAUGUCUCUGGAGGAGCUUUUGACCGUGGUACGUCCGUCCGGCAUACUCGAUCCGGAACGUUUAUUGGAUGCGAUUGCGGAGAAGGUGUCCUCCAAGCAACUACCCUACCGUGGCGCACUGUUUCCGGAAGAAAAUGUUGCAACACAGCAGUUUAAUUCGUGCACAAUUCACGGUGAAUUACGGUCCGCCCUGCUGGACGGUGACACCGUAUCGUACGAUAUGGAGAAAGGCUACACGCGGCACUCGAUUGGCGAAAAGGGCGAUGGUGGUGGAAUAAUUGUUGAGCUGGGUAAAUUGUUCAUAAUCAACCACAUUAAGGUGCUGCUUUGGGAUCGAGACACCCGUUCGUACAGCUACUACAUCGAGGUAUCGGUCAACCAGCGAACCUGGGAGCGGGUCGUGGACCACACGAAGUACUACUGUCGUUCUUGGCAGUACCUGUACUUCCCAGCUCAAGCCGUCCGUUUUAUACGACUCGUCGGUACGCACAACACGAUGAACAAUGUGUUCCACGUCGUUGCCCUGGAAGCCAUGUACACCGAGACGACCACACCGGUAGUGGACGGUAUACAGCAACCGACAUUCAACGUCGCCACGGUCGAACGUAGUGCAACCGUGGUGGAAGGUAUAAGCCGAACUCGCAACGUGCUGCUAAAUGGUGAGGUGAAAAAUUACGACUGGGAUUCGGGCUACACUUGCCAUCACAUCGGCACGGGCGUGAUACUGAUACAGCUGGGCCAACCGUACUGGAUCGAUUCGAUGCGACUGCUGCUGUGGGACUGUGACAAUCGAUCUUACAGCUUCUACAUCGAGGUGUCGGUAGAUAUGAAAGAUUGGGAAAUGGUGGUAGACAAACAGUCGGAUCAUCUCAAGUCCUGGCAACACUUUUCCUUCCAACCGAGGGUGGUCGUUUACAUACGCAUCGUUGGGACGCACAACACGGCAAACGGAAUAUUCCAUCUCGUACACUUCGAGUGUCCAUCACAGGAUCCGGAAUAUUUAAGCUGCGAACGAAGCGUUUCCGCAUCGGUCAAUGAAUUGCCGUCGCCUGGCACUGAACAACUAGAUACGCAAGAAGCUUCACCAACCGACUGA
Messenger RNA from Anopheles maculipalpis, 1811 nucleotides. RefSeq names its product BTB/POZ domain-containing protein 9 (gene BTBD9). Lineage: Eukaryota; Metazoa; Arthropoda; Insecta; Diptera; Culicidae. The transcript is spliced from 2 exons. Bases 3 to 1811 code for a protein of 602 amino acids. Gene Ontology annotation, molecular function: protein binding. Gene Ontology annotation, biological process: circadian behavior; adult locomotory behavior; modulation of chemical synaptic transmission. The record is from RefSeq and is a predicted model, not a curated record.